CCGCCCCGCCCUAGCCCGGCAGCCCUUUCAGGGCCGGGUGUCCUGCCCGCGGCACCCUCGCACCCUGCGCACCCUCGCCUGUUCUCCCUCCCUCCCGCCUUUCCAGGGUCUCCCGUGCCCCCUCCCUCCUUCCCCGCCUCCUCCGUUUCUCCCUGCCCCUCCGCUCCCUCCCGGCGCCGCGUCUCGCCCGACAUGGCGAGCAGGGACGGUAGGAGCCCCCCUCCCUCGCCCCGGCCCGGCGCUGGGGUGUGAGGGUGCCCCGGGAUGGCGGAGCGGAGCUGGGGCGCUCCGGGGCUCCUCCCCGAGGCGUUUCCGCGGGAGGCGGGAGCGGGGAUGGCCGGCUGCAGUGUCUGUCGGUCCUGCCGGCUGCAGUGUCGGUCCUGCCGGCUGCAGUGUCGGUCCCGAGGGUCCUGCCGGACCCGCGCUCCUGUCCCGCCCCGCCCCGGUAGAGCCCCGGCCGGGGCUGCGGCCCCGUUCACCCCCUCCGCCUCGGUUCAUGCCUUCCCUUCCUGCAGUGCUGGAGGACACGGUGGAGGAGCGUGUCAUCAGCGAGGAGUACAAGAUCUGGAAGAAAAACACCCCCUUCUUGUACGACCUGGUGAUGACACACGCCCUGGAGUGGCCCAGCCUCACGGUGCAGUGGCUGCCUGAUGUCAGCAGGCCAGAAGGAAAGGAUUAUGCUUUGCACUGGCUGAUUUUGGGAACACACACGUCUGAUGAACAGAACCACCUGGUUGUUGCCAGAGUCCAGAUUCCCAACAAUUAUCAGUUUGAUGAUUUGAAGUCUGACAGUGAGAAAGGAGAAUUUGGUGGCUUUGGAUCUGUGACAGGCAAAAUUGAGAUGGAGAUUAAAAUUAACCAUGAGGGUGAAGUGAACCGUGCCCGUUACAUGCCUCAGAAUCCCUGCAUCAUUGCAACAAAAACACCCUCUGCUGAUGUGCUGGUGUUUGACUACACUAAACAUCCUUCAAAACCAGACCCAAGUGGAGAGUGUAAUCCUGACCUUAGAUUAAGAGGACACCAGAAGGAAGGCUAUGGCUUAUCAUGGAACGCAAAUUUGAGUGGACAUCUUCUCAGUGCAUCAGAUGAUCAUACUGUGUGUUUAUGGGAUGUAAAUGCUGGACCCACAGAGGGCAAGAUUGUUGAUGCAAAAGCCAUCUUUACGGGGCACUCUGCAGUAGUGGAAGACGUGGCAUGGCACCUGCUCCACGAGUCUCUGUUUGGAUCCGUGGCAGAUGAUCAGAAGCUUAUGAUCUGGGACACAAGAUCUAAUGCCACGUCCAAGCCGAGUCACUCCAUAGAUGCUCACACAGCCGAGGUCAACUGCCUGUCCUUCAGUCCCUACAGCGAGUUCAUUCUGGCAACUGGCUCUGCUGACAAGACGGUGGCUCUGUGGGAUCUUCGAAACUUAAAGCUGAAACUCCAUUCUUUUGAGUCUCAUAAGGAUGAGAUUUUUCAGGUUUACUGGUCUCCUCAUAAUGAAACCAUUCUUGCUUCAAGUGGUACCAAUCGUCGCCUUAACGUAUGGGAUCUGAGUAAAAUUGGAGAAGAGCAGUCUGCAGAGGAUGCAGAAGAUGGGCCUCCUGAGCUGCUGUUUAUUCAUGGAGGACACACUGCCAAAAUUUCAGACUUCAGUUGGAAUCCUAAUGAGCCUUGGGUAAUCUGUUCUGUAUCAGAGGACAACAUAAUGCAGAUAUGGCAGAUGGCAGAAAACAUUUACAGUGAUGAAGAACCAGAUAUAACAGCAGCUGAACUGGAAGCUGAAGGAAUGUAACUUUUCUUCUUUAAGGAACUACAGGGAAUGACAUGGAUAUAUAAUUUGACUACUGUAUAUAUAAAAUAAAGCCCUGAAAAAAUGCUCAAAACCAAAUACCAAACCAAAAAACCCACAAUCACUGGGCAGAGGCAUUGCAUCAAAACAAGAAUAUUCCUAAUUGGAUUAAGCAAAAAGCUUGUAUAAUCAAAUUGUCAUGGGAUACCCUUGGUUCUGUGGCACUUUGAGCUGUUGUAUACUGUACAGCAAUUAGCUUAAAAGAAAAUGAGAAUGACUUAAUACCUAUGUCUAUAUUUUUAAAUAAAUUUGUGUGUUCCAAAU
This is a messenger RNA of Passer montanus (Eurasian tree sparrow), 2095 nucleotides long. RefSeq names its product RB binding protein 7, chromatin remodeling factor (gene RBBP7). Bases 497 to 1774 code for a protein of 425 amino acids. The transcript is spliced from 11 exons. Gene Ontology annotation, molecular function: histone binding. Gene Ontology annotation, biological process: regulation of gene expression. Gene Ontology annotation, cellular component: nucleus; ESC/E(Z) complex; NuRD complex. NCBI's taxonomy places the organism in Eukaryota, Metazoa, Chordata, Aves, Passeriformes, Passeridae. The record is from RefSeq and is a predicted model, not a curated record.